AUGAGUAAUUUACAUGCUAAUUGGAAUAAUGAAAAUACUUCUAGGAAAAGCCUCAAUAAAUUUCUAAGAAUUCUCAAUUUUUAUCUAGUCUCUAACAUGUAUGAGCAAACAAAUAAAAUAAAGCAAGCAAUUUUACUUAACGCUCUGCCUUACUCCAAUGUUCAAGCAGUAAAAGGAAAGAUAUGGAAGAGAGACAAAAGCACAAUUGAAGAUAGGAAAAAUGGCAUGGCAUAA
Messenger RNA from Clunio marinus, 234 nucleotides. The record is from the annotation of a GenBank genome assembly. NCBI's taxonomy places the organism in Eukaryota, Metazoa, Arthropoda, Insecta, Diptera, Chironomidae.